AUGUCUUCAGAUGAGCUCAUUUGGGACGUGAUCAAUCACACAUUUUGCUCUUUCAAGAUCAAGACAGGCAAAGGUCAGGACUUUUGCAGAAAUGAAUACAAUGUCACCGGUUUAUGUGAGCGAGCAUCGUGUCCGUUGGCCAAUGCUCGAUACGCCACGGUGAAGAACGUCGAGGGCAAGUUGUACCUCUACAUGAAGACAGCAGAAAGAGCCCACAUGCCAAAGAACCUUUGGGAAAGGGUGAGGUUACUGAAGAAUUUCGCCAAAGCCAUCGAACAAAUCGACGAGAAUCUUAUCUACUGGAACAAGUUUUUGAUCAACAAGUGCAAGCAGAGAUUGACAAGGUUAACGCAGGUCGCUAUGACGGAAAGGAGGUUGGCGUUGCGUGAAGAAGAGAGACACUACGUGGGGAUCAAGCCCAAAAUCAAGAGAAGAGAAGAGAAUCGUGAGAGGAAAGCAUUAGCCGCAGCCAAGAUUGAAAAGAGCAUUGAGAAGGAGUUAUUGGAAAGAUUGAAGAGUGGUGCAUACGGAGACAAGCCAUUAAAUGUUGAUGAAAAAGUGUGGAAGAAAGUGCUUGGAAAAGUUGACGAGGUAGAGGAGGAGGAGGAGUUUGAUGAGGACGAUGAUGUGGUGUUGGAGAGCGGAGACGAAGACGACGGUGGAGAGGUUGAGUACGUUGAGGACGAUGGGGAAGAUGAGUUGGUUGAUAUGGAAGACUUGGAGAGGUGGCUUGCUGACGGCUCUGGUAGCGAUUCCGAGUCUGAGGACGAAGAAGACCAAGACGAGGACGACAAAACGGAAGCCACAAAGAACGGUGACGCCAAAGGUAAGCGCCCAGCUCCACAAGACAAGGCAGCAAAGAGAAGGAGACCCAAAGUGGAGAUCGAAUACGAGCAAGAAGACAACCUCCAGACAAACAUUGCCGUAUAA
Messenger RNA from Candidozyma auris, 930 nucleotides. It is a transcript of the gene MAK16, whose product is annotated as ribosome biosynthesis protein MAK16. Gene Ontology annotation, biological process: maturation of 5.8S rRNA; maturation of LSU-rRNA. The coding region runs from base 1 to 930 and encodes 309 amino acids. The record is from RefSeq and is a predicted model, not a curated record. The transcript has a single exon. Gene Ontology annotation, cellular component: preribosome, large subunit precursor; nucleolus. NCBI's taxonomy places the organism in Eukaryota, Fungi, Ascomycota, Pichiomycetes, Serinales, Metschnikowiaceae.